Molecule: messenger RNA, 1233 nt
Organism: Cadophora gregata
Lineage: Eukaryota; Fungi; Ascomycota; Leotiomycetes; Helotiales; Ploettnerulaceae
Exons: 5
Coding region: 1-1233 (410 amino acids)
Biological process (GO): protein phosphorylation; cellular response to oxidative stress
Molecular function (GO): ATP binding; calcium/calmodulin-dependent protein kinase activity
Source: RefSeq, a predicted model, not a curated record
AUGCUCAAUAAGCUGCAUGGUCAGCCUGAGAGCUACGAUAAGAAAGCGAAGUAUCGAUUUGGUCGAACUCUUGGUGCUGGAACAUAUGGCAUUGUCCGCGAGGCAGAUGGGCCGACAGGCAAGGUCGCCGUGAAGAUCAUCCUGAAGAAGAAUGUCAAGGGAAACGAGCAGAUGGUCUACGAUGAACUCGAGAUGUUGCAGCGGAUGAAGCACCCACACAUUGUCAAGUUUGUGGAUUGGUUCGAGUCGAGAGAUAAAUAUUACAUUGUCACUCAGCUUGCGACUGGAGGAGAGUUGUUCGACCGUAUCUGCGAGCAGGGGAGAUUCACAGAGAAGGAUGCCUCGCAGACUAUUCGACAGGUGCUUGAAGCUGUCGAUUACCUACACGACAACAAUGUCGUUCACAGAGAUCUCAAACCUGAAAAUUUACUCUACCUCACGCCUAACCCCGGAUCCGACCUUGUCCUCGCAGAUUUCGGCAUCGCAAAGAUGCUCGAUUCCAAGGAUGAAGUGCUGACGACGAUGGCUGGUUCUUUUGGAUAUGCUGCUCCUGAAGUAAUGCUGAAGAAGGGACAUGGCAAGCCGGUCGAUAUGUGGUCUCUUGGCGUAAUCACCUAUACUCUUCUCUGCGGAUACUCUCCUUUCCGAAGUGAGAACCUCCAGGAACUCAUCGAGGAAUGUAGCAGUGCCAGAGUUAUUUUCCAUGAAAGAUACUGGAAAGAUGUCAGCGAUGAUGCCAAGGACUUCAUUGGACAUCUUUUGCAACCAGACGCGGAUGACAGAUCUACCAGCAAGCAAGCUCUUCGUCAUUCAUGGCUAAGCGGCGAGAACGCUACCGACCACAAUUUAUUACCCGAGAUCAAGGCAUAUAUGGCCAAGGCUCGUCUACGCCGUGGUAUCGAAAUUGUUAAACUCGCCAACCGCAUCGAAAUGCUCAAGAUGCAAGAAGACGAGGAGGAUGUUGUACCAGGCGAGGCCGACGUGCCAGCCGAUGCUAAAGCCGCGGCAGGAGCAGCUCUAGCCGGCCAUGAUGCAGGCUCGGGACUUCCAAGCAGCACGGUAGCCGGCACCGCACCCGGCGGCAAGAGAUCCUUGAGUAAGAUUGCGAAAGGGGCCAUCUUCAGGGAGAUCGUAUUGGCAAAGGUGCGAGAAAUGAAGGAGAGCGAGAAGCAGUUGCAGGUCGAGAAGGAGGCACAAGAAAACGCUUCAAAACGGAAGAGUUUCUCUGGAUGA